AUUUUAUAUUUUCGGGACCCCACGACGUAUAAUUAGCGAUAGAGGUUCGGCCUAUACGCCCAGAAAAUUUGAAUCGUUUUGUAAUAAAUAUGGUAUUCAUCACACUCUAAAUGCGGUAGCCACGCCUCGGGCAAAUGGCCAGUGUGAGCGUGCAAACCGGGUUGUGCUAAAUACCCUAGCAGUAAUGGCUGCAGGCAUGAAAGAGUCCAAAUGGGACACACUUGUUAAGCCAAUUCAAGGUAUUCUGAACUCUACAGAAAAUAAAACCAUAGGUGUUUCACAUUUAGAAGUUCUGGCGGGAUACAAAGGGCGAAACAUCGCAGAAGCGAAAAUUCUUAGCGUUGUGCAAAAUGAGGUAGAGCGACUAGAUUUACAACAAGUAAGAGAAAAUGUGAGUAAACGGAUCGUUAGAGAUCAAAAUGUUCAAAAGAAGCGAUUUGAUAAAACCCGUAAAAAAGCAAAACAAUAUACUAAAGGUGAAAUAGUAAUGAUACUAAAAACAAGCAUACAAGCUACAGGUAGUAGUCAAAAACUUACACCAUCGUUUAGGGGACCAUUCAAAAUCACAAGUGUUUUGUAUAAAGACAAGUAUGAGGUAGAGGACCUUCGAGAAGGCAUGAAACGGUCACGAACAGUUGUAACCGUAGAUGAAAUGAAACCUUGGAUACUCCUAAGAGAUGACGAUAGUGGACAAAGCCAGUCGGAAGAUGAUUUUGAACCACACUAUGGUGGGGUUCAGAAUGAUCAAUCUGAGGACAGCUUGAUAAAAUAGGAUGGCCGAAUGUAAGAAGUAUAAGAAAGGGGCUUUUCCUGGUAGCCUAUCGAGAGCCGAUGUUUGGGUUAUGUUAUCAGGAAAGGCACCUAAGGAAGGUCAACACGAGCGGUGUGGAUGAAAUUGUAACAGGAUGACAAACUGGAUUAUUAUAUGCUAAGACGUGACGAUGAAAGGUUAUAUAUAAAAAGUCGAUGUAUGGACUAUGAAAAAUAUAUAGUGUUAUUCGUUUUGAACCUUGAA
Agrilus planipennis (emerald ash borer) is the source of this 1015-nucleotide messenger RNA. RefSeq lists its product as uncharacterized. The transcript has 3 exons. Lineage: Eukaryota; Metazoa; Arthropoda; Insecta; Coleoptera; Buprestidae. The coding region runs from base 185 to 772 and encodes 195 amino acids. The record is from RefSeq and is a predicted model, not a curated record.